Molecule: messenger RNA, 2529 nt
Organism: Oryzias melastigma (Indian medaka)
Lineage: Eukaryota; Metazoa; Chordata; Actinopteri; Beloniformes; Adrianichthyidae
Gene: mcm5
Product: minichromosome maintenance complex component 5
Exons: 16
Coding region: 151-2364 (737 amino acids)
Biological process (GO): DNA replication initiation; double-strand break repair via break-induced replication; DNA replication
Cellular component (GO): nucleus; MCM complex
Molecular function (GO): ATP binding; single-stranded DNA binding; single-stranded DNA helicase activity
Source: RefSeq, a predicted model, not a curated record
CGGGUGGGCGGUACUAGAGGACAACCCGCGGGAAACAGAGAGGAAGAAGCUUCAGUUUUUCCCGCGAAACGUCCUCACAGAGCCUGGUUCUUCCUGUCUGUUCGGCUCCGGUUUUGUUCCAGAAAAGCGACUUUUUGCUUCAGCUUCAGCAUGUCUGGCUUCGACGACCCCGGCGUUUACUACAGCGACAGCUUCGGCGGAGGAGAGGGACCCGGCGGGGAUGAAGGCGGGCAGAAGCGGGUCCAGAUCAAGAAGCGGUUCCGAGAGUUCCUGCGUCAGUUCAGAGAGGGAACCGACAGCACCGGGUUCACAUACAAAUACAGAGAUGAGCUGAAGCGACAUUACACUUUAGGGGAGUUCUGGUUGGAGGUAAAGCUGGAGGAUCUUGCCAGCUUUGAUGAAGAUCUGUCAGACUGCCUUUAUAAGCUUCCAACUGAGAACCUGCCAUUGCUGGAGGAGGCUGCUAAGGAGGUGGCUGAUGAGGUGACCCGACCCCGACCUGCAGGGGAGGAGACGGUUCAGGACAUCCAGGUCAUGCUGAAGAGUGACGCUCACCACGCCUCCAUCCGAAACCUGAAGUCCGAGCAAGUGUCCCGUCUAGUGAAGGUCCAUGGCAUCAUCAUUUCUGCUACAGCAGUCAAGGCGAAGGCCACCAAGGUGUGCCUGCAGUGCCGCGGCUGCCGCAACGUCAUCCCCAACAUCCCCCUGCCCCCGGGCCUGCAGGGCUACGCUCUGCCCAGAAAGUGCAACAGUGAGAACGCCGGCCGAGUGAAGUGUCCCGUGGAUCCGUACUUCAUCAUUCCAGACCGCUGCGUGUGCGUGGACUUCCAGACGCUGCGCCUGCAGGAGUCUCCGGAUGCUGUGCCGCACGGGGAGAUGCCGCGUCACCUGCAGCUCUACUGUGACAGGUACCUGUGUGACCGCGUGGUGCCGGGAAACCGAGUGACCAUCAUGGGCAUCUACUCCAUCAAAAAGGUGGCUACUGUAAAGUCCAAAGGCAGAGAAAAGGGCGUUGGCGUGGGGAUUCGUUCCUCUUACCUGCGAGUUAUUGGCAUCCAGGUGGACACAGAAGGAGCAGGCCGCGGUGCCACCGGAUCCAUCUCUGCACAAGAGGAAGAAGAGCUGAGAACUUUAUCUACCUCUCCCAACAUCUACAGCUCUCUGGCGCAGUCUGUUGCUCCUUCCAUCUACGGGAGCGACGAUCUGAAGAAGGCCAUCACCUGUCUGCUGUUCGGAGGCUCGAGAAAGAGGUUACCUGACGGUCUGACUCGCAGAGGGGACAUUAACCUGCUGAUGCUGGGAGAUCCUGGUACAGCCAAAUCCCAGCUGCUCAAGUUUGUGGAGAGAUGCUCACCGAUCGGGGUGUAUACAUCAGGUAAGGGCAGCAGUGCAGCUGGGCUCACCGCCUCCGUGCUGAGAGACCCCAGCACCCGUGGGUUCAUCAUGGAGGGAGGGGCCAUGGUGCUGGCGGAUGGUGGCGUCGUUUGCAUCGACGAGUUCGACAAGAUGAGAGAGGACGACAGAGUGGCGAUCCACGAGGCCAUGGAGCAGCAGACCAUCUCCAUCGCUAAGGCCGGCAUCACCACCACCCUGAACUCCCGCUGCUCGGUGCUGGCGGCCGCCAACUCUGUCUUCGGCCGCUGGGACGACACCAAAGGCGAGGACAACAUCGACUUCAUGCCCACCAUCCUGUCUCGCUUCGACAUGAUCUUCAUCAUCAAGGACCAGCACGACCAGCAGAGAGACAUGACGCUGGCUCGCCACGUGAUGAACGUCCACCUGAGCGCGCAGACGCAGACAGAGGCAGUUGAGGGCGAGAUUCCACUCGCCACCUUUAAGAAAUACAUCGCCUACGCCAGAGCUAAAUGUGGCCCUCGACUCUCUGCGGCAGCGGCUGAGAAGCUAAAAAACAGAUAUGUGGUGAUGAGGAGUGGCGCCCGAGAUCACGAACGAGAGAUGAACAAAAGACCCUCCAUCCCCAUCACUGUCAGGCAGCUGGAGGCCAUCGUUCGCAUCGCAGAGUCUCUGGCCAAAAUGAAGCUGCAGGCUGUGGCUGGAGAGGAGGAGGUGGACGAGGCCCUCAGGCUCUUCCAGGUUUCCACGCUGGAUGCCGCUAUGUCCGGAAGCCUCUCCGGAGUGGAGGGCUUCACCUCUCAGGAAGACCAGGAGAUGAUCUCCCGCAUCGAGAAGCAGCUGAAGAGGCGCUUCGCCAUCGGCUCGCAGGUGUCCGAGCACAGCAUCGUGCAGGACUUCACCAAACAGAAAUAUCCAGAGCACGCCAUCUACAAGGUCCUCCACCUGAUGCUGAGGAGAGGAGAGCUGCAGCACCGCAUGCAGAGGAAGGUCCUCUACAGAGUCAAAUGAAGCAGAAGCUGUUCGGUGUCGAUGAUGAUGAUGAUGAUGAUGAUGAUGAUGAUGUACAUAGUUCUGAUCUAUUGUUCAAAUAUCUUCAUUUCUGUUUAAUAAGAAACUGAUGUAAUCCUGCAGCAUUUGUAAAGAGAAAACGGUCAAUAAAACCAGCUAAUUCAG